Messenger RNA from Paramuricea clavata, 1113 nucleotides. Lineage: Eukaryota; Metazoa; Cnidaria; Anthozoa; Malacalcyonacea; Plexauridae. The record is from the annotation of a GenBank genome assembly.
AUGCCUGAGCAAAUGGAGCAGUACAUAGCAUCAUGUAAUAAAGAAACUAGUCAGGACGAGCUACGGACGAUUAUCAAGUCGGUGCAACUACAGGAUGAGGGUCACAUUAAUUGGAUAUCCUCGCUGACUAAUGAUCCCAGUGUAGCAGACGAAAGUGAACCGAAGCUCCCGUCAGACAACCGAACAACUGUUGACUUAAAGGACAUUCGACGGGCCCAAACAACGGACGAGGUGAUUAACAAAGUAUGUACGUUUGUGAAAAUUGGCAAAAGACCGACGGCCAACCAACUCGCACAGGAGUCUCCCGGGGUGCGACUACUCUCGUAUGAAUGGCGCAAGUUAUUUCUCGACAAAGACGGGGUGUUACGGAGGAAAAGUGGCUUAUGCGAGCAGAUUGUACUUCCGAGAAAGUAUCACCACAUGGUCUUGAAAGAGCUCCACGAUAAUAUGGGCCAUCUAGGGUCAGAACGCGUUCUUCACCUAGCUAGAGACCGAUUUUACUGGCCCAAAAUGCAGCGCGACGUCGAGCACUACGUAAAGCACGUAUGCCAGUGCCUUAAACAGAAACCCACACGACUGAAAACGAAGGCCCCACUCCAACCAAUCAUUACGUCUUCACCCUUUGAGUUAGUAUCUGUUGAUUUCCUGCAUCUCGAACGGUCAAGCGGCGGCUAUGAAUAUAUUCUAGUGAUUGUAGAUCAUUUUACACGCUUUUCACAAGCUUACCCAACCCGCAACAAAACGGCGCAAACUGUGCUGAAAAACUUUAUAACGAGUACAUCCCUCGUUUCGGGUUUCCCUCCAAAAUACUCCACGACCAAGGGGGGGAGUUUGAGAAACGGCUCCUUGGAAGACUCGAGCAACUCUGCGGCGUUGGUCACUCGCGUACCACUCCAUACCACUCGGCCAGGGGAAUGGCCAAGUAGAGCGCUUCAAGCGAACAUUGCUAGACAUGCUCCGCACCCUUUCCGAAAAUGCGAAAUCACACUGGAAGGACCAUGUCAACAAAGUCGUACAUGCUUACAACUGCACCAAAAACGACAUGACGGGUUAUUCACCAUUUUUCCUGCUUUCCGGACGGAAACCGCGACUACCACUAGACCUGAUAUUUAA